This is a messenger RNA of Funneliformis geosporum, 585 nucleotides long. The record is from the annotation of a GenBank genome assembly. NCBI's taxonomy places the organism in Eukaryota, Fungi, Glomeromycota, Glomeromycetes, Glomerales, Glomeraceae.
AUGAUAGCAGGAAUUUAUCAAAUACCGGAAAUUACUCCAUCGUUGUUAAUUGACCUACUUAACGAGCUAGGCGAUUUUAAUAGAAAAGUUGCCAUCACCAUAAAAAAUCUAUCUCCAAAUGUAAUUUUGGAGAAUCCUGAAGUUUAUAUUGACUCUGGAACAUCUAAUUAUGGUCUUCCCAUGAAUACACUAUCAGGUGAUGAAGGGUUGGUUUGGGGUGCCCGCAAGGUUUCUGGUUAUACCGGAGGGACUGUAGGAGUUCUUGUGUAUCAUAUCCAAGGUCGAAAUGAAAGUUUGGCCUUUAUGUGGUGCGUUCCAUUCAACUACGCUAUUUACUCAAAUUGGUGGAAUUUAAAGGUUUUUAAAGGUCGUGUCAGAGCUAACCAAGCUUUAUAUGAAAAGAUGUACACUGACCUCCCCCAUGAAGGAGAUAACAAUAUUUAUCGCGGAAUUUUAAAUUCCGACCUUUUAUACUCGGGAUCCAUGGGAAACUCCGGAACACCUACUAUUGAAGUUGAAAUCAUUAAUUAUUCAACUAUUAGUACAACUUCUUCUACUUCUGUUAGCGAGAAACAAAGUUAUUAG